AUGAUUAAUUGUGAAAAUUCAUUAACAACUAAAAAUAAUUCACAAUAUCGUAAAGAUUUUUUAAGAAAAUUUCGAUUCGACAAUUCAUCAUGGUUAUUUUCAUGUACUAAUCAUAAACAUAAAGAAUGUUCUAAGAAGAAAAUCACACUACAAUUCACGGAACAAUUACAAAUAGAGUCUACAUUGAACUUAUUAGAUAACAUUGAUCCCGAUCAACUAUACUGUAUCCUAACUGAAGUGAUUCAUCAAUUAUUCAAUACAAGUCGUUUUGUAUCGAUUCAACAAUUGGAUUCAUUAAAGUUGGAAUUAAUAAAUAAUCUUGGAACUUUCACAAUUGAUCAUCAGCAUCGAAAUGAAUGGAAAACACAUUCUUCAGGAAAAUCUAGUACAAAAUCUAUUCAUAAUAAAACACAUAAUUGUAUUGUCUUCAACUUGAGUAAUGAGGCAAUAUCAUAUGGUAAUAAUGUGAAAAGUUUUGUAGUCAAGGUAAAUCAUAUCAAAAAUGCACAAUUACGUAAUUUAUUAUUACUCAAUAAAGAUACAAUUAAAAAAGAAAACUAUGUGGUUAUUUGCAUAAUACAUGAAAAUGGCAAUUCAAUGAAUGGGAUUCUAAUAUCGUUUAUUGUUAAAACAUUUUUGGACAGUGAUAGAAAAUCAUUGGAAAUGUUUACUGUUAAGUUAAAGACACUCAAUGAAGUAAUCAAGAAGUAUGCGAUGAAAUCAUCAAUGGAACUUCAAUAUAACUUACAAAAUAAUUAUUCCAUUCCUUUAGAAGAACUCAACUAUCCCAAUUUAGUUACUCUAUCAAAGGAUCUAUUACAUCAGGCAUCAUCAGAUGAGUUAUUUACAGGUCAAUUGAAAAUAGAUGUUGAAAAACCUCUACUCGAAAAUAAUUCACAUUUAUUCAAUGAUUCAACCAUACAAGAAAUUGAACAGGCUAUCAUGAUUAUGUUUAAUAAUCUUGGUUUUAUAAAACAAUGGAAUAUAUGUCAAUCUAAAUUAGCAUGUUUUAUAUUAACAAUAAAGAAUAGUUAUCGUCAACCAACAUAUCAUAAUUGGACACAUGCAUUUACAGUUGGACAUAUGGCUUAUCUAAUAUUAACUAUUGAAAGAGCAUUAAUUCAUCAAUAUUUAGAUGAAAUGGAACAAUUAGCAUUAUUUAUUGGAGCAUUAUGUCAUGAUAUUGAUCAUCGAGGAUUUAAUAAUCAUUAUCAAACACUUAUUCAUUCUCCACUUGAUGCUGUUUAUGGUUAUAAAGGAUCUAUACUAGAACAUCAUCAUAUUGAUCAGACAAUGAGAAUAUUAAAUAUCAAAGAUUGUAAUAUAUUAAGUCAAAUGACUAAGACAGAAUAUGAAAGAUUUAAAUUAUUAUUAAAACAUAUUAUAUUAGCUACAGAUUUAUAUCAACAUAUUUCAAUUAUCCCGGAAUUCAUUCAAUUAUCCAAUGUGUCCUAUGAUCCAUUCAAUAGACGACAUCAUGAAUUACUUUUAUCUAUUCUAGUUACAUCAUGUGAUUUAAAUGAUCAAUGUAAACAUUGGUUAAAUACACUUGAUACAGCUAAAUUCAUUUAUUAUGAAUUUUUUCAUCAAGGUGAUUUAGAAAAAUCAUGCAAUACAAUCCCUUUAUUAUCAUCAUUUGAUAGAGAGAAAGCAUUUAUACCAGAAUUACAAAUACAUUUUAUUGAUUCAAUUGUUCUACCAUGUUUUAAGAUAUUGUCGAAGUUUUUACCAAAAUUUCAAUCCACUCUUUAUACUAUUCAUAAGAAUAAAGAAAUUUGGCAAAUAUUAUUAGAAAAAUUUAAACAAAAUCAAUUAAUAAAUUAUACAAAUGAUUUAUUAUUUAAUAAAUAUUAUAAUAAAUUAAUAGAAGAAUAUCUGUGA
This is a messenger RNA of Schistosoma curassoni, 1881 nucleotides long. The record is from the annotation of a GenBank genome assembly. Lineage: Eukaryota; Metazoa; Platyhelminthes; Trematoda; Strigeidida; Schistosomatidae.